This is a messenger RNA of Agrilus planipennis (emerald ash borer), 1134 nucleotides long. RefSeq names its product clavesin-1. The record is from RefSeq and is a predicted model, not a curated record. Lineage: Eukaryota; Metazoa; Arthropoda; Insecta; Coleoptera; Buprestidae. Gene Ontology annotation, molecular function: phosphatidylinositol bisphosphate binding. Gene Ontology annotation, cellular component: membrane.
AUAUGCCGACCGAUAACGAAGUUAAAUCCGAAUUAGAUCUAGGAGAGCCACCCAUAGAACUCCUUGAAUAUGCCAGGAGAGAACUCGGAGAAGAUCCUGAUACAAGGGUACAAGUUUUGGCAGAAUUUCGUGACAUGAUUUAUGAAAGGGGAGAAUGUAUGCCACAUAGAACUGACGAUGCCUUCCUUUUAAGAUUUUUGAGGGCAAGAUAUUUCGUUUUAGAAAGAGCCCAUAGAUUGUUUGUAAAUUAUUAUAAUUUUAAAGAAAAUAAUCCUGAAAUAUUCGAAGGCGUCAAUUUAAUGAAACUGCAGGAAUUGGGAACUACAAAUAUUAUAACCGUCCCACCGUACAGGGAACAGACUGGUAGAAGAAUCCUGCUUUACAGAAUGGGUAAUUGGGAUCCAGAGAAUACUCCUGUAAUUGAAAUCUUGCAAGCAACUAUGGCAAUAUUAGAACUGGCAAUUCUCGAAGAAAGAGCUCAGAUUUUAGGAGGGAUUUGUAUUUUCGAUCUCGGCGACCUUUCGAUGCAGCAAGCUUGGCAUUUGACACCAAAUAUAGCAACUAAAGUCAUACAAAUUAUGGUCACGUCUUUUCCAAUGAAAGUGCACGCUCUUCAUAUAGUCAACCAGUCCAAAGUUUUCGACUUCGUAUAUAACAUUUUUAAACCACUUCUGAAUGAUCAAAUGAGAAAAAGGAUAUUUUUUCAUGGAGAUGAUAUGGAAUCCUUGCAUCAACACAUUAAUCCAAAGCAUUUGCCGGAACGGUAUGGUGGUGUUCAUCCAGAUUAUAGUUAUAGCGACUGGAUUGACUAUUUUAAAAAUAAUGAAAAAACGAAAAAGGAACUGCGCUCAUUAGGUUAUAGCAUAGAUGAGCCAUAAUCUAUCACAAUAAAAAGAAUACACUUGGAGCAAGAUUAUGAGAAAAUCAAUCUUAUUCAGAAACUAGAACUUUAACUUUUACUUAAUGUAAGUUAAUUCAGUUUUAUUAGGUCUUUAAAUGAAUUAUCAAUAGACAUUACCGUCGGGUAAUGGUCUUUUCUUAAAUAUCAUACUAUGCCUUUUAUAUAAAUAAAUACAUGGUUUUUUGUAAUGGGUUCAUAACUGUUUAAAUCAUGAAUAUACUGCUAGAGUAGGA